AUGUCGAAGUUGGCAGCCGACCACAGCUGUCGUAGCAAGACAUCGAUGAAGAGUAAAGCACAGGUGGCCUACGACCUGGACCCUGUCGGAAUUCGGCGCCAUUCGUACAGAACACGACGAGAGUCGAAAUGCAGGAAUGUACAUGCCGCAUACGUCAGACUGGUCACUGGGUGGCGAUCGCCGAAAACUAUUAACAUGCGUUGUCGUCGGCAACGCGGCGCUGACCGAAAAAAUUGCGUCGCCUCUGAUAACCCAUAA
Molecule: messenger RNA, 258 nt
Organism: Soboliphyme baturini
Lineage: Eukaryota; Metazoa; Nematoda; Enoplea; Dioctophymatida; Soboliphymatidae
Source: the annotation of a GenBank genome assembly